CAGCCGUUAGAACAGAUUUCUCUCUGCACAACAAGUCCAAAUUGCCCAGCUUCGUACAGGGAAGGACAAUACAUCGCAAUGGCCAAGAUCUCAAACGCCGUGUCCUCCAGCCGUCGUAAGAGCCGAAAGGCGCACUUCUCUGCGCCCUCCAGCCUUAGGCGCAAGAUCAUGUCUGCGCCCUUGGACAAGGAACUGAGGGAGAAGUACAACUGCCGCUCCAUCCCCAUCCGCAAGGAUGACGAGGUGAAGAUUGUCCGGGGUACCUACAACGGUCGGGAGGGCAAGGUCACCACUGUUUACCGUAAGAAGUGGUGCAUCUACGUUGAGAAGGUCACCCGCGACAAGGUCAACGGUGCUUCCGUCCAGAUCCCCAUUCACCCUUCCAAGGUGGUCAUCACCAAAUUGAAGCUCGACAAGGACCGCAAGGACUUGCUUGAGCGCAAGGCCGCUGGCCGCAAGACUGAGGCCAAGACCGAGCAGUAAAUAUAAUGCUGUUCUUUAAUAUACUUGUGUGCCUUCUAAAUUUUGGGGGUUGUUAUCUGUUGUCAUUGCAUAUACUACCAUUUUACACAUCGAACUCGCUGAUGAG
Molecule: messenger RNA, 589 nt
Organism: Spizellomyces punctatus DAOM BR117
Lineage: Eukaryota; Fungi; Chytridiomycota; Chytridiomycetes; Spizellomycetales; Spizellomycetaceae
Product: ribosomal protein L24
Exons: 5
Coding region: 79-483 (134 amino acids)
Biological process (GO): ribosomal large subunit biogenesis; cytoplasmic translation
Cellular component (GO): cytosolic large ribosomal subunit
Molecular function (GO): structural constituent of ribosome; RNA binding
Source: RefSeq, a predicted model, not a curated record